AUGAUCCGGCACAGUUAUCGAAUUCUUCUAGUUGAUGAUGAUAUGGCUUCUUUGGAGGUCUUGGGCGAGGUCUUAACUCGCGCCGGCUACGACGCUGUGUCUGCAGAGACUGGGUAUGAAGCGUUAGAAAUUGUGCGGGAAGUUUCUAUAGAUCUUGCUCUCCUAGACUUUAACCUUCCGGAUACAACGGGUGCAGAAUUGCUUCAACAGAUUAAGCGAUUUCAGCCAAAAGACAGUGACCCGAAAGUACUCGAAAACGCCGAAGGCACCAGAACAACGCCAUCUGUUGUUGCUGUUACGAAAGAGGGAGAGCGGUUGGUUGGACAAGUUGCCAAAAGGCAAGCCGUCACCAAUCCAAAAAAUACAAUCUUCUCCGUCAAACGGUUUAUGGGACGCAAGUACAGGGAGGUUAGCGAAGAGAUGAAUCGCGUUCCCUACGAGGCUGUGAGCGAUAAAGAUGGAGAUGUCUCUAUAAAAAUUUUGGAUAAACAGCAUGCCCCUCCUGAGAUUUCUGCGAUGAUCCUUCAGAAGAUGAAAGAGAGCGCGGAAUCCUAUCUCGGCGAGUCGGUGACGCAAGCUGUCAUUACAGUCCCUGCUUAUUUUAACGAUUCGCAGCGCCAAGCAACAAAAGACGCGGGCAGGAUCGCGGGAUUGGAAGUGCUGCGCAUCAUCAACGAGCCAACCGCUGCAUCAUUGGCUUACGGACUCGAUAAUCAGAAGGAUAAAAAUAUUGCCGUCUACGAUUUGGGCGGAGGAACUUUUGACAUCUCAAUCCUUGAAAUUGGCGACGGUGUAUUCGAGGUCAAGAGUACCAACGGCGAUACCCACCUUGGCGGUGACGACUUUGAUCAGACAGUCAUCGAUUGGCUUGCUGAGGAAUUUCAGCGUGAGCAGGGAAUAGACCUCCGCAAAGACAACAUGGCAUUGCAAAGGUUGAAAGAGGCCGCAGAAAAAGCGAAGUGUGAACUCUCAACUGCUAUGCAAACCGAUAUUAAUCUGCCUUUUAUCACUGCGGAUGCAAGUGGUCCGAAACACCUCAAUGUCAACCUGACUCGUGCAAAACUUGAGCAGAUUACCGACGAUCUCGUUGAACGAUCGCUUGAACCGUGUCGGAAAGCUAUUGCCGAUGCCGGAUUAUCUGCGAGUGACAUUGAAGAGGUCAUAUUGGUUGGUGGACAAACACGGAUGCCGAAGGUCCAAGAGGCAGUACAGCGACUGUUUGGUAGGGAACCCCAUAAAGGGGUGAAUCCCGACGAAGUUGUUGCAAUUGGUGCCGCAAUUCAAGGCGGUGUCCUGUCUGGCGACGAAGGUGUAAAAGACAUCUUACUGCUUGACGUUACUCCCCUGUCGUUGGGUAUUGAAACGUUGGGUGGGAUGUUCACCCGACUCAUAGAACGGAAUACAACGAUUCCAGCCAAGAAGUCACAAAUCUUUACAACGGCGGAAGAUAAUCAAACUUCUGUUGAUGUACAUGUGUUGCAGGGCGAGCGGGAGCAAGCGGUCUACAACAAAACGAUUGGUCGCUUUCGACUCGAUGGCGUGCCGCCGGCACCACGCAGUAUGCCGCAGAUUGAGGUGGCGUUUGACAUUGACGCAAACGGUAUUCUCAAUGUUUCUGCAAAGGAUCAGGCGACAAGCAAAGAACAACAGAUUACCAUUACCGCUUCGUCGGGACUGUCCGAAGCGGAAAUUGACCAGAUGGUCAAAGAUGCCGAAACCCACGCCACUGAAGACCAGCAGAAACGCGAAGAGGUGGAGGUACAUAACCAAGCGGAUUCGCUAAUCUAUGAGACAGAGAAGAAUCUCAACGAGUUUGGCGAUAAGGUUGAUGCGGCAAUCAAGGGUAAUGUUGAAAAUGCCGUUGAGGAGCUUAAGAAAGCCCUCGAAAACAAGGAUACUGAAGAUAUUAAAGCGAAAACUGAGAGUCUAAUGCAGGUCUGGCAUCAGGCUUCGGAAGAGCUCUAUAAGCAAACCGCUGAGGCUGGUGGUGACCCAUCUGCAGGACCAGAGCAUCAGAGCGCACCGACAGAUGAACCACAGUCCACAUCUUCAUCGGCUGACGGCGAAGUCAUCGAUGCUGAUUAUGAAGUUGUUGAUGACGACAAGAAAUAG
Messenger RNA from Geodia barretti, 2112 nucleotides. The record is from the annotation of a GenBank genome assembly. NCBI's taxonomy places the organism in Eukaryota, Metazoa, Porifera, Demospongiae, Tetractinellida, Geodiidae.